GCUUACCAGAGGCAGCAAGACGCGUGUUUUGGGUGCAGCGCCUGGCCCCGGUUGGAGAGCUGGCCGUGCUCUGAUGCGGCGGAGGUGUGCUCUAUCCCGCAGGCUGCUGCCGCUCCGCGCUGUUAUCGCAAGCUUGUUUCUGCUCCCUUUCUAUUAAAAUCCUGUUUUUUUUUUAAAUUUUAUUUUGUUUUUUAUCGCCGGCGUCAGGAGACGCUCGGUGGCAGGUUUGGGGUGACAUUCGGCAGCAUCUCCGCGGGUGUGUUUUUUUUUUUUAUUAUUUUCAACCGGGACCAGACCGGAGCGGUCCGCUUUGAGCGAAUAACGGGUCCGUGUGCGGGGCAGCUGAGUGGAUUUCCAGGUACAAGUGAAAUGACUUCACAGAGGCUGGGAACAUAAAAGACAAAAAAAGCCGCAAAGCUUUUGAAGUAACUUUGGAGAAACCGGCACAACCCUUUGAAGUGUUUCGUUUUCCACAUUAUCCACGAAAUGUGUUUAUUCCAUUUUAUUUAAGUCUCCCCCCCCCCCAUUCAACUUUUGUUUUUGUUUUUGUUGACCUCUCCUUCUACCGAGACUAUCGACGCGCCGCACGGAGUGACUCGGUGAAGAUGAACUCAUACAUCUUAAGUCUUCUCCUGACUUUGGAUUUAGCCACUGUGGCACUCACUCUGUCCACGUGCAGCACCCUGGACAUGGACCAGUUCAUGAAAAAGCGCAUCGAGGCCAUCCGGGGGCAGAUCCUGAGCAAGCUGAAGCUGACCACCCCUCCGGACAGUUUCCCGGAGCCCGACGAGGUGUCCCGGGACAUCAUCGCCAUCUACAACAGCACGCGGGACCUGCUGCAGGAGAAGGCCAACGACCGGGCGGCGACGUGCGAGCGCCAGCGGAGCGAGGAGGAGUACUAUGCAAAGGAGGUGCAUAAGAUCGACAUGCCUCCCUACCCCUCAGAGAACGUCAUCCCUCCUGCCCACUACAACCCCUUCUACAGGAGGCUGACCUUCGACGUGUCCUCCAUGGAGAAGAACGCCUCCAACCUCGUGAAGGCUGAGCUCAGGAUCUUCCGUCUUCAGAACCCCAAGGCCCGCGUGUCUGAACAACGCAUCGAGCUCUACCAGAUUUUGGGACACAAAGACCCAGCGUCCCCAGCGCAACGCUACAUUGACAGCAAGGUAGUGCGCACGCGCACAGAGGGGGAGUGGCUAACGUUUGACGUGACAGAGGCCGUCAGCGAGUGGUUGAAUCAUAGAGACAGAAAUAGCGGAUUCAAGAUCAGCCUGCACUGUCCGUGUUGUACGUUUGUGCCAUCAAACAACUACAUCAUUCCUAACAAGAGUGAGGAGCUGGAGGCACGGUUUGCAGGUAUCGACGACAGUUUUAACCAUGGCGGAGAGCUGAAGGUGUUUAAGAGGCGACCACAUAUCGCUCAGGCUCCUCACCUGCUGCUCAUGCUGCUGCCAUCUUACCGGCUGGAGUCCCAGUCCCAGCCCCCACAUAAGAGCCACCGCUCUAAGAGAGCACUGGAUGCCGCCUACUGCUCCAGAAAUGUACAGGACAACUGUUGCUUAAGAUCACUCUACAUUGACUUUAAGAAGGACCUUGGCUGGAGGUGGAUCCAUGAACCAAAGGGCUACAAUGCUAAUUUCUGCGCAGGGGCCUGCCCGUAUCUCUGGAGCGCUGACACCCAGCAUAGCAAGGUCCUGGGUCUGUAUAACACGAUCAAUCCUGAAGCAUCGGCAUCGCCCUGCUGUGUGUCCCAAGACCUGGAGCCGCUCACAAUCCUCUAUUACAUCGGCAAGACCCCCAAAAUCGAACAACUCUCUAAUAUGAUCGUCAAGUCUUGCAAGUGCAGCUAGGAACUGUCACAAGCCAGCUCAAACACUCUCUUUCAUAAACACACACAUGCACACGCACACACACAUAUGCAAACGCACACACACACACACACAUUUCUGGACGUACAUAUAAAACAAAUGCAUCUGUACAAUUUCUUACAUGCACUAUUAUCCUGGCAUAUUUGAUCUUUCUACAAAAAAAGAAAAAAGCAGGAUGGUCAUGUGUGAUGUGCUUUAGAAUACAGGUACACAACCAGCAUUGUACAUAUGUACAUUAUACAUACAUUAUGUACCUUGUACUAAUGCAACCAACACACAAACAUACUGUACGGAAAAAAAAGCAUUCACACAGGGGACAAAUACAUGCUACAUAGGACACACACACACACACACACACACACACACACACACACACACACACACACACACACACACACACAUACACACACACACACACACACACACACACACACACAAAUGUGGCACAGACAUGGCUUUUGUGAAGGCAUGCCUGUGCUCUUGUGUGUAGAAGGGCCUGUCAACGUGCAUCACCUCACACAUUUGUCACACAAAGAUGCAAGAGUACAGCAAACACUGGAAGUAUAGUGAUAAGUGUCUAUAUGUGAAAUAUGUCCUGAGAGUAAGAUACCUGCACCUCCCUUGUACCUCCCCCUCCCCCUCCACCACCCCCGACCCCCGCAUCCCCCCGAUUUCAACACCCAGACGACACCGUCAUGCCGUGGCCUUAUCUGUUUUGUCUCAUUUUUGUACCCUUGAUAUUUUUCUAUUUCUUAGUUGUUGUAUUGCUAUUUAAGUUGUUUGCGUUUAAUGGUUGGCACCCAUCAAACUUGUAACUAUAUAGGAAAGUAGAUAGUGUGAACCUGCUACUGGUCAUAAUAAUGUCUGAUCCCACCUGCAGUUUAGCGGUGAUGUAAAAACUGUCUUCUUUACGUGUAUGCUUGAAAACACACCGGAUGAGAGGAAAACGCCAAUGUUCCCACUGAGAUGGUUAGGACAACAAAUCCCAUGCCAUAGUAGUCCCUGCCAGAGUAAGUACACUACCCAUAGUUUGUGUCUUUAGUAAGUCCUGCUUGGCUCUGCUUGGCUUGUGCACCGACCCUCCAGCCCUUCAGCGGUAUGGAUGACCGAACGCCACACUUCCAACAUAAAAAAGGUAAACGCACUGAUGAAGGCAAAAGAGCCAGGAGGUUCUCCGAGCUUGACAAUCCAUUGGCUUCAUCUCACAUCCAUCACACCCGGAGUUUCAGAGGAUGUGGACGAUGGGAGGUCUGGCGAAGUGACGGAGGAGGUGUUUUGUCUCGCUAAGCAGCAACACAGCGGUGUUCGGCAGCACGUCGUAGAUAACAAGUGUGAUGAUGGGCUGGAACAAAAAGGUGCUAAUGGAAAUUAAAAAUAUGACCUUAUUCAAAAUAAUGAUCUUAGGAGACGUGAUUUACCAAAGGUGGUUGAGGUGUGUUGAGAUGGUGUCUGUACAGGUGUGGCUGCGGUUGCUUGCACAGACAUCGAAUUGGUCGUCUUUGUGCAAAUGUGAAGCUGCCUGAUCACCCCAAACUUCACGAGAUGAAAAACUGUCUUCUCAGUCAUUAGAGUCUUCUUUUUUCUUUAUCAAACCAAUUUGCACUGAUGCUAUUUUAACAUUGCUUUAGACAUAUCUUCCCCCCUUAUAAGAUGAGGAGUGUGGAUGAAGGUGACAUGACCCCAGUAGCACCAGUGGACCUCCUGGAUAGCAGGGCAGAGAGCAACGCACCGAUAUUGUCACGAUAGAGCUGUUAUUUUUAUGUUUAUUGUUGUUGUUUAUGAUGAUGAUGAUGAUGAUGUUGACCCACUAUGAUGUAUCGUAACACAAUAUUGUUGUGGUGCUCUGGUGGUAAAUAAAUUAUUUA
Lampris incognitus (smalleye Pacific opah) is the source of this 3733-nucleotide messenger RNA. It is a transcript of the gene tgfb2, whose product is annotated as transforming growth factor, beta 2. The record is from RefSeq and is a predicted model, not a curated record. Gene Ontology annotation, molecular function: type III transforming growth factor beta receptor binding; cytokine activity; growth factor activity. Bases 606 to 1850 code for a protein of 414 amino acids. Gene Ontology annotation, cellular component: extracellular region. NCBI's taxonomy places the organism in Eukaryota, Metazoa, Chordata, Actinopteri, Lampriformes, Lampridae. Gene Ontology annotation, biological process: SMAD protein signal transduction; transforming growth factor beta receptor signaling pathway; BMP signaling pathway. The transcript is spliced from 7 exons.